AUUUUUAGAAGAUUCCAGGAGAAGACCCUAAAAAAUCUAACAGAUGAGAUGAUGGCUAUUGGUGUUGAUAAUGAAUAGGAUCGCCUCAUGUUCAAGAGGAUUUUCAUCCUCUAUAUACAGAUGGCGUUUCUGUUAUCAACCACAAUAAACAAAAUCUUUCCUGUGCACCUGGCACCAAUUUUCAAGAUGGACACGAUAACAGAGGGGAACUGGAGAGCACAUGUUCUGAAUCUUAUCAUCAAGGGAAUAACAGAUUACAAUCUGAAAAAGAAAAAGGCAAUUGACGGCUGCCUGUUUGCCCUGAUGAUAGUUUACUUCCAUCUAUCAAAAAAUAAAGACAAGAAAAGAGAAGAAAGACCUCCAGAACCCUGGAUUGCCAACUGGACUAGAGAGCAGUUGGUUGAAAGAAUGAGAGCAGAAAUGGAGGAACAUAUGGGAAUUGUAAAGAUGGCCGAAACAAAGGAGAAAAUGAAAGAAAUAAAGAAAAAAGAAAAAAAACAAAAAAACCAAAAAAACAAAAAAAAAAGGAAGGCAAGUUCAUUAUCAUCAUCUGAGACUGAAACAACUGAAAGUGAAGUCGAUUCUACCUCUGAGUUUGAGACUGAAGAAGACUCAGAGGAUUCAACAAGGAAACAACCCACCCGAAAAGCCAAAAAAAUGGAGUCCAAAAAAAGAAAGAAGAUUCAGGAGGAUUCAGAUUCAGAAUCUGAAUCAAAUGAUGAGUAAUGUUCUGAAAUUAUUACUGCUUUCCUUUGGGUUUAUUAUCAAGAUUUUAUGUAUUAACAGAGCGUCUCUUAUUAACUUUUAGAAGCGAAGAAUCAUCACCAGUAGAGAAGCAAAAAACAAAGAAAAA
Messenger RNA from Arachis ipaensis, 853 nucleotides. NCBI's taxonomy places the organism in Eukaryota, Viridiplantae, Streptophyta, Magnoliopsida, Fabales, Fabaceae. The record is from RefSeq and is a predicted model, not a curated record.